Molecule: messenger RNA, 5973 nt
Organism: Acipenser ruthenus (sterlet)
Lineage: Eukaryota; Metazoa; Chordata; Actinopteri; Acipenseriformes; Acipenseridae
Product: coiled-coil domain-containing protein 157-like
Exons: 12
Coding region: 336-2402 (688 amino acids)
Source: RefSeq, a predicted model, not a curated record
CGUUAUCGAAAAGGGACCGUUCGGUGUAUGCGUGGCGACGACUUCUGUACGUGGUUCCCAUAGAAACCAACGUGUAAACGAGGAAAGAAAGUCAUCUGUGAAGAGUUGAGGGUGCAGAUCAUUGAAGAAGUUCACCCAGCAGCCUUUGGAACUCCCUUCCAAUCACUGUGUCUCUCGUGGGUCACAUGACUACAUGUCACUCAUCAAAGAUAACAACAAAGAAACCAGAGGCAGAGCAUGGGUUGUAAACCUGAACAUCGCUCUUCAAAUUAAUCAGCUGAUUUUCUAAAAAGCAUUGGUCUACAGAGAAGCAAGGCAAAGCUGGAUUUUGAGAGAUGACCCACCUGCUGGGCAGACAGGACUGUGUGGACAGCCUGCGGAAGGAUGUGACUGACCUCCAGGGCACCAUCCUGGACGUGAUGUCCAGAGUGGGCCCGGCUCGGUUCCCCUCCUGGAAGUUUCCUGACAAGGUGUCCUGUGAUCUGGACCUGGUGACGCUGCUGGAGCACUACGACUUCGUGGAGGGUGAUGAGGAGUUCAGCCAGCAUUCCCAUAUUGCGUUGUUAGAGCUGGUCGUGGACAGGCUCCUGUUGCUGCUGCAGUCUUUUACACGCUACACUGAAAUCCUGCUAGCAGAAGCGAAAGGAUCCUCCCAGUCCAGGGUUAUUGGGCCCUCCAUGUCCAUAGAACUGGUAGUGAAGAGGUACUGGAACAGCCUUCUCAAAGUGGGAAACUUGUACCAGCACACGCUCAGAGAGAGAAAAUCUGCAGAUAAAGAGGCAUCUAAACUUCAAAUGAAGGCUGCCGAGCAGGAGUCUUUGAGGGACAAGGCAAAUAGCUCUACCGCCUCUUUAAUCAGAGCUAAGGAUCAGACCAGCACACUGGUACCAGAUUCCUGCGCUAGAGACUCUCGCACUGUUGGCUGCCAGACUCUGGAGUCAUCACUGGUGCCCUGCGAUGCCUGUGCCCACUCACAGGCCAGCCUGAAGGAGGUCAGCAAUACCAUCAUCAACAUCUGCCAGAGCCAGAAUCUGCCCUCCUCCCUGUGUCGCUUCAGGGAGGCAGUGCAGGGGACACUGGGAGAGAAGCCGCUCUCCUCUACAGAUAUGGCGUACUGGGCAUCCGAGCAGAGCAAGGACUUGGCACGCAUCAAUAAACACUUCGGCGACCUCCUUAACUUGGUCAGUCCUUUGAAGGAGAACCUGGCAGCCUCGGAGAAGAAGCAGGUUGAGCUGAAGCAAAGCGUGGAGAGCUUCAAGGGGAUCCUGCACAAGGAAAAGGGGGAGCACCAGAUAAGGAUUCAGGAGUUUCAGAGCAGGAUGGAGGAGAUGAGCAUGAAGAAUGAAUGGGCUGUGAAAAAACUGGAGGGGGAACGAGAGGAGCUGAGGAAAGGUACCUUGUCUCUGGAGGAGAGAAACUCCAGACUGAAGGAAGAGCUAACAUCGCAGCAGGCCAGCAUCGAUGAUCUUGAGCGGAAGCGAGAGGCGCUGCUGGAGGAGAUGAGGACUCAGCUGGUGGAUAAGGGUGUAGUGCUGGCCCUGGAAGAGAGAGUCCGAGGGCUCCGCACUCAGCUAGACAGCAGCUCCACACAGCUCUCCAGCACCAUCACAGAGCUGGACAAAGAGAAGGCCAAGUUCCACAGCAUGUGCAGGCAGCAGGAGUCCCUGCAGCUCAAGCAGAGGGCCCUGCUGCAGCGAGUGGAUGCUCUGGAUCAGGAGUGUGAGGAGCUCAAGAGCAGCCUGGGGGACCAGGAGGAGCACCUCAGCCAGCUUAGUGAAGAGAGGGCGGUGCUGCAGAGCCAGCUCGCACAGCAACAGGUCUUGACAGAAGAGCUGCAGCAGGAGAAGCAGAGGCUGGAGCAGUCUGUGAGUGAGCUGCAGAGGAGCAUCUCCCAGCUGGAAGGACAGGUCCAGGAGCAGAAGGAAAGGGAGAAGCUGCUGGUGUCCUUCCCAGACCUCUGCGAUACAUCCCAGUGUCCGCUCGAAAGUACAGGCGAUGUCGUUACAGACAUGCAGAAGCAGCUGCAGGCUAACUCUCUCCGCAUUAGUGUUCUGGAGGAGGAUAACUCCAGGCUUCGAAACAGCCUGAGCAAGCUGAGAGAGAGUACUCCGCACAGGGAGUACCAGCUAAUUCCCAAGAAACAACUCUGGUCACAUUCAAGUGCCAGCCAGAAGCAAGACAGUCUGGAGAAUACAGAGCGCAGCGCAAAAGACUCCAGCUCAUCCAUCAUCAGUUGGGAAAAUGAAGGCACUGUAAAGAUGAGUGCCUCUGCAGGACCCCUAGCUGAACGCUGGGAGAAUAGGACUCCUGCAGCAGCAGGGGGAUACAGACUGGCCCCUACAGUGUCUUUCCCUGCACAUUCACUACUCAAGGGAGCUGCACUUCAGGGCAGGAGGAAAUAGCACACCACCACCUGAAACCAAAGUAACAGAUGGAUUUACACAGUGGCAGGAGUGUCAAACUGCUUUCCUGGAGGACUGCAGUGUCUUCUGGCUUUCAUUCCACCCACGCUCUCAGUUACUUAAAUGGGCUAAUUAUUUGAUGAACUGAACACCUCUUUCCAGGCCUCAAAAUGUUUUAUAGGUAGUGUACCUUGAAUCAAGUACAAUUUUGAAAUAACUGUAAAAGGCCUUGAAAAAAUAUUAAAUAGGUCCAAUUGAACAAAUAAUUAAAUCAAUUAAGUUAAUUGCAAGCUUAAGUUGGAAUGAAAACCAGAAGACCCUGCAGCCCUCAAGGACUGGAAUUUGCCACCCCUGGCUCAUAGCGAUUCCUUUCGGUAUUUUCAGUGGUCUGCAGUUCCCAGUAUUCUCACUAGGUGUCACACUAAGGAUAACAUUGGCAAACCUGAUGGUACAGUAGCAUUAUGCAUGAAUUCUAAGACACCUAUGGUGUCUCAGCAACUAUUUGGACUGCAUUUUAAAAUGAUCAGUGAACUAUAAUAGUCGGCAUCUUUGUUUAAAGCUGCAUGCUUCUAGUACUUACCUUGCAGAUUAUAGCUAUUGCUCUUUACCACGUUUGAGAUUUUGAAGUGCUGUUGUACACUAUAUGGGAACUGCUGAUACUGCAGACUGUGACCACUUUAGUAGGAAAUGGAUGUUCUGAAAACAUUUACACUGGAUAAAAUAUUCACACUACCUAUAUAGUGCACAUUCAUUUUGAAAACAUGAUUGUGAAAUAAGUGAAUGGAAAUCGUAGUCAAGGCAUGUUGACCAUGCAUUAAUUAAGUAGUGUUAAUAUGUUCUAUUUAUACUCCAAAACCAAGCAUGAAUUCAGUGAGCUACAACAUUGUUACCAGGUUGGUCAACCAAAUAAGAAUCGUAUUGAUGUUUCCGUCAUAUUAAUUCAAUAUGAAUAAAAAAUAAAAAAUGGGUCAAUUCUUAAGCAAUCAUGUUGUGAUAAAUGGAACUUACAGCUUUACCCUAUUUUUAAAAGGGUGUGGCAUUGCUAGCCAGUCUAUGCCUGGGUGCGUUCAUUGCAGCUGUAACGCAGUUUCAGGCAGGCUUGCAAACAGCUAUUUGAUUGGUCCCUCCCAGUAGGUUAGCCUUUUCAAUUUUUCAGAGGACUCUGCAUUACAGGCCAGGUCUGCUGACAUUAGUUUUCAGUUUUCUCAAUCGCCCCAAUAUAUCAAUAAAGGCAUUAGCAGUAUAGAGAGAUGUAAUCAAUCCCCCACUUGCUGCAAGCGUCAGCGCAUUCUGUGUAGGGGAGGUUUACUGGUUGAGGAGACAGGCACAGUAUUUCAAUUCAGCAGAUGGUGAACAUUGAAUUUCUAAGUAAUACAAAUUUAGGCUAUGCUGGGUAUAUUGAGGGACGACAUAUUAGGGUUUUCAAAAGUACAUUAUUACAAUUUGAUUCUAGUUAGUUUGUAACUAAGAUUUUAAAUUUAGGUGCCCUUUUUAGUGUCUAUUUGUGGCUAUCUUAUCCGUUGCUGUUGUGUGGGUACACUCAUACCCUAUUCAGACAUCCUGUGUAAUGCGUGGUCAUCACUGUUUGGAUAUUGUGGAUGAAGUGAAUCGCAUGCUUCUCACAUGAUCGCUCUUCAUUUAGGGAGUAGGAAUAGGAUAUCAAUUGAAUCCAGGAAUCCUCAAUUGAGGAAAAUAGCCUCAAUCGAAUUAAACGUAGAGUGCAGAUGGUCAGAAGGUGAGAUUUUUGUCAGGUUCGAUCGAGCAGUAAUUAUAAUGAAUUCCCUGAUAAAAUGGCCUUAGUGGACCACAGGUCCUGAUUGAGGGAGAUCUUCAGUGGUCUCAAGUUAAAAGGGAAUGGUGAGUCACAAAGAGAGAGCGAUCCUUCCUCAUUAAAAUCACUGAGUACCUGCAACAUGCCACAGUCCAGGGUUCAGUAUUACAUUUCCAUGCCUUUUUUAUUUUAGAAACCUAGUUCAGCAUUAGCGUAAUAAAGUCUGUAUGUGCAACAAAAUCCAGAUCACAACUAACCCACUGAAAAUCUGCUUGGCGUUGUCCAAUUUUUAUCACGAAAUGGUUUCUAUGUGGUCUGUAAUUGCUUACAAACAGAAUUGAACAAAUGCCUGUCUCUUGAUAAUUUAAUGAUUACUUGAUAUAACUGGUUCUUAAUGCUGUAUGCUGAAAAUAUCUACAAUUAGCAUACAACAUUACCAAGAAACAGAAAGAGUUUAAGUGGCUAUUGCAAAAACAAUCAAUGAAUUGGGACAUAAACACAGAGGGACCACAGUCCCGAGUUACCCUAAAAAAAAACACUUUUCUGUUUAUACCGUUAAUCAUUUACUCAUUAUGAUAAAUUUGAUUUAGCAAAUAUUUUAGUUUUAUGUAUUAAACAUUGCUGCGGGGAGCUCUGAAUGUGACGUCAAUGCUCCAAGCUAGCCAUUGAAAUAUGAACAAUAAAUGUGCUUUGGAGCUCCCACAUGUAGUAUAAAGGCCCAGGCUGAUUGUGUGAUGGCUAUUGUAUUCUGUUUUCAGAGCUGCUGUGAAUUAAAUUGAAUUAAAGCUGCAAGUGUAAGUACCUGAGAAGUCCCACUUAUCUGGAAAGAGAGAAGCGUAUCUCAAGCAUUGGACAGGCUGUGAUUGCACUAGAACUAACAUCUUCAAUACCAUAAGUGCAUGGAUUGGCUUAUAAGACAAGUUCUGUGUCUAUAGCUUAAGACACAGACCUUGGUGUCCCAAUGACAUUUUCUUUCUGAUAGCUAUGUAUUAAUAGAAUGUAUUCUUUAUGCUCAAAAGCACCUGUAAAAACCAUUCUAGAUGAUUAUAAAUAGAAGAGAUGGUGAGUCAAUGCCUUGACAAGGAGGGUUUGUUUUUCGGGCUAAUAGUGAUAACAUCAUCUCCAUUACUACUCAGGAGAUCGAUAUUCCAAGACUGACGGCUGGGUUUCACCUGUCAAUAGGACUCAAUAGCAGGCAUGGGGGUUUAGUUUUGCGUUGUCAACAGGGCAAGCUACGAUUCAACAGACAGUAUAACUAGAAAUUGUGUAACAUCUUCAACAACAUUACGCAUCAUUCAUUUGAGCUUAGACUGUGUUUUUUACAUUUCUGACAAUGUUAGUGUGUUGGUUCAGGAGAAACUUGUUGCUCGCAGCUGCAGCAACCUUGCAGACUGAAAGCAUCCUGUAUUUUAUAAAGCACUCUGCUGUGUAUAAUAACUGAUUGAAUUUCAGUGACAUGACUAACACAGGCAGGGGUUUCAAAGGGCCUUGGAGUUUCCAUGGCAACAGGCAGAAUGAGCAGACCAGGUUUCUCAUCGAGGAGGAAAUGAUUUUCAAUCCUUCUUGUUUACAUUUGCCAGCCGCCUACAGGCCUUUAUUUGCAAAGCGCUGCAUAAAUGUUUACAGCUUGCUGUGGAAAUAACACUGGUUAAAGGGAGACCUUACACCAUUUGCAUUGUCACUGUAUUUAUCUUCUAGCCUGUAAGAAUAUGUGUGUGCUCGUGUUCCUGCUUUAUGAUUUACCAUGCUUACUGACUAUUACUAUGCUUGUUAAUAUAAAUAAAUAAAUGUUUUCAAUUA